AUGAAGAUAUUUGCGGAUUGUGAGGAGUUUAAGGCAAUGUGGAGGCUAGUUGAUGAGAUGAUUGAGAAUGGGUUCCCAACUACAGCUCGUACGUUUAAUAUACUUAUAUGUACUUGUGGUGGGGCGGGAUUGGCUAGGAAGUACAAGUUGAUUGAGUGGGUAUAUCAGCAGAUGAUAGUUGAGGGUCAUUCUCCGGAUAUUCUAACGUAUAAUGUUGUCAUGUGUGCAAAGUAUAGGUUGGGGAAGUUGGAUCAGUUUCAUAGACUGCUUGAUGAAAUGGGUAGGAGUGGUUUUUCUCCAGACUUUCAUACAUAUAAUAUUCUUCUUCAUGUCCUGGGUAAAGGUGACAAGCCUCUUGCAGCUCUUAAUCUUUUGAAUCACAUGAAGGAAGUAGGUUUUGAUCCUAGUGUUCUUCACUUCACCACGUUGAUAGAUGGACUUAGCAGGGCUGGAAAUUUGGAUGCCUGCAGAUAUUUUUUUAUUGAAAUGACAAAGAAUGGGUGUAUGCCAGAUGUGGUUUCUUACACUGUAAUGAUCACAGGAUAUAUUGUGGUUUCGAGGAAAGCGCUCCAUGAGCAAACUUUAGGAACCAACAAUGAAAGAGAAAUGACACCAUGGUCAAAGCAACAUUUAGAUGUGUACAUUUGA
Messenger RNA from Quercus lobata, 648 nucleotides. Its product is annotated as pentatricopeptide repeat-containing protein At3g60050-like. Bases 1 to 648 code for a protein of 215 amino acids. Lineage: Eukaryota; Viridiplantae; Streptophyta; Magnoliopsida; Fagales; Fagaceae. The transcript is spliced from 3 exons. Gene Ontology annotation, molecular function: protein binding. The record is from RefSeq and is a predicted model, not a curated record.